Messenger RNA from Drosophila willistoni, 1096 nucleotides. RefSeq names its product drebrin-like protein (gene Cpr97Eb). The coding region runs from base 178 to 897 and encodes 239 amino acids. Gene Ontology annotation, cellular component: chitin-based extracellular matrix. NCBI's taxonomy places the organism in Eukaryota, Metazoa, Arthropoda, Insecta, Diptera, Drosophilidae. Gene Ontology annotation, molecular function: structural constituent of chitin-based larval cuticle. The transcript is spliced from 2 exons. The record is from RefSeq and is a predicted model, not a curated record.
GUUUCGCAGAGUCUCCGUGUGCAAGUGCAGAAAGCAGAAUUUUUUGUAAUUUCGCAGUGCAUUGUGCAAUAUUUUGAAGUUAAACAGAUUGGUGAAAACGAUUUGACAUUGAUUAAUUACUACGACUAUAUAUAUAUAUAUAUAUAUAUUGAUAAACAAAUUUAAACUUGGCAAAUUAUGAUGAAAUUGGCCAGUGCUUUGAUUCCGCUGCUCUUUGUGGCCUACUGUGCGUAUGCGCAACAUCAGGAUUACACCACCCCCGUGCCCAUAUUGAAGCAGAUCGAUAAACACAAUGACGAUGGCUCCUAUACCUAUGGCUAUGAGGCGGCUGACAAAAGUUUUAAAAUCGAAACCAAAUAUCCAAAUGGUGAAGUCUAUGGCAAAUAUGGCUAUGUAGACGACCAGGGCAAGGUGCGGGAGAUUGAAUAUGGAGCCAGCAAGCGUGGCUUCGAACCAGCUGGCAGUCACAUCAAUGUACCACCACCGACAUUGACCAACAGCAAUCCCUACCCCUUGGGGCCCAAUGAAAUCGAUGAUGGGCAAUACCGUGAAGAUCCAGCUGUCUAUUAUAAGGAUCAGAAAUAUAGUCGUCCCGUCGCAGCCAGUAAAUUCAGCCUAAAUGAUUACGGACGUGGACAGCAGCAGCAGCAGCAACCACAACCAGCACCACCACAGCAGCGUCCUUACUAUAGCAAUCCAACACCACAAUACUAUAAUCCACCGGCACCUCAGCCACGGUACUAUCAACCAGCCCCACAACCAGUCCAACAGCCCUACUAUGCCCCCCAACAGCCACAGGCGCCCUACGCUGGUCUGCCCAAUCAACAUCAUCCGGCAUUGCGCAAUUUGAACAUUUACACGGGCUCCUACAGCAUUGACUAUACGGGAAGGAAAUAGAUACAGAUGGAUGGAUGAAUGGAUGGAUGGACCAGAGUUGUAGCUAUUAAAGUCAAAUUUUCCCUUUACUGCCAAAUAAUUCAGUCACUCUAAAUUCUUUAUAUAUAAAUACAGUAUAUAUAUAUGUAUAUUGUAUAUAUUUUCUAUUUUUAAUAAACUGACGACCGACCUGUGGAUAAGUCGAAGAUUUGAAAUUCAA